Messenger RNA from Cottoperca gobio, 2095 nucleotides. RefSeq names its product extracellular matrix protein 1b (gene ecm1b). NCBI's taxonomy places the organism in Eukaryota, Metazoa, Chordata, Actinopteri, Perciformes, Bovichtidae. Gene Ontology annotation, biological process: regulation of bone mineralization; signal transduction. The transcript has 9 exons. Gene Ontology annotation, cellular component: extracellular region. Bases 225 to 1709 code for a protein of 494 amino acids. The record is from RefSeq and is a predicted model, not a curated record.
AACCACACAACAACCAAACAAGCUGUUUGCCCGGUUGCGGGGAUUCGCUCUCAUAGACGGACAGCACUUCAGCCUCUGUUGGACCAAUUAACGGGCCCGUCUGUGCGCUGCCCCGCCGAGUUGUUACUGGGCGGCCUCUACUCUGCUCACUGUGCCAGGACAGACAGCAGCAGCAGCAGCAGCAGCAGGACAAACAGUCCAGGACAGACACUAUCAACUGAGCAAUGGGGUCUUCUGGGGCUCUCGUCUGCUCCACCGCUUUUGUCUUGGUUUUACUGAGCUCAGCAUCCAACGGUGAGCCCAUCGAGCAGCGUGAGGUCACCUUUGACAUUGACAAAAUCAUACAAGAGAUACAACAACCACCGCACUUCAUGAUGCAGCAAGAGUCGGACUUAACAGAGCUCUUAGAUCCCAAGGGUACUUAUAUGUUGGAUAUCCUGAGUAAGAGAGAUCGACUGGGUGUUCGGCCCCGUUCCUUUAGUCGUCCUCCCAUACUAGACUAUCCUGUUCAGUUUCCCCUCGGCCAACCGACCUCCGACAAUCUCCAAGCCAUCUGUCUCCAUGGAGACCAUCGUCCCCGCUACCCUAAGUCUUACUUUCCUGCCUCUGGUUUUGGGCAGCAGAGGCGAAGAGCCAGUGCUGUCAAUAAUGGAGAGUCCUGGUUAGGGACAUGCUGCAAAGGGAAUCAAGAGUGGGAGGCCAAAGUGAUGCUGUGUUGCGCCACACAGGCGUGGGAGCUGUCAGUUGAAUCCUUCUGUGAGGAGGACUUAUCGAUCAAGGAUCGUCAUUAUAGCUGCUGCAGACUGAGAGGCAGCGACAGGCUAAACUGCUUCCAAAACGACGCUCCAAACCCAAACUACAAUGCAACAGAGGAGCUGCCGGUGCCACCGCUUCUGUCUACCGACAACCCAUAUAUGUCUACCGUCAACUUCAACUUUGACCCCAACACUUGCCAGAGGACAGUGAUGACUCCUCACAGUGUCAGAGAAAGAAGAAAGGAGAAGAAAGCCUCUGCUUUGCAGAAAGUUGACAUCAACUUUCCUCCUGGACGACCCACAGCUGACACCAUUGAAUCACUGUGUCGUGACCAGAAGCUUCGCCCUCUCUAUAAAGUCAAUUGCCUCCCAGGUUUAGGCUAUGAAUUGCUGUCUCGUCAGGCAAAGACCAUUAAUCGUGUAGAAAAGGGAUUCAAACAGUGCUGCAAAAAGAAGCAGGAUGUGCUCAACUGUGCUGAUCAGAAGUGGCGUGAGGAGCUUAACAAGUUUUGUGUGAACAAGAACGGUGAACAAGUGGAUUUCCACUGCUGUUUGGGUGACGCGUCAGAUGAUCGAUACAACUGUUUCCAAUACAUUUCUCCUGACCCACAUUAUAAUAUGACCUCAGACACUGAAGAGCUCUCACUUCACAGAAUCUGUGACACUCACAAGAUCAUCAAGAAGAAGUUUCCUGUUGGUUUUCAUCUCAAGAGCUUUGUGAACCAAUGCUGCCCUCUGUCUGAUCAAGACAAGAACAUUUGUUUUGUGCAGAAGCUUGAAGAAAUGUCAGCGGUGUGUACAUCAAAGAAGGUUGCUCCUCCAGCUGUCCGUCGCUGUUGCCGCAUGUCUUCAGAAGAGCUUCCACAGUGUAUCUCCAAAAUUAUCAUGAAUGCCAUCACCAAAGCAACCACCACCUUACGCCAAAAGAAGAAGAAAAGGUGCCCUCUGUCCUAAACACACUUAUGACCUUAGGCUGCUGACCCUACUGGCGCUGGGCAGGGAAACGGCAAGCCAGCAGCAGAGGUGAUCCUCCGAUCGCUGAACAGGAACAAUUCUGUCUAGAUGUCUCAACAAAAUGUGGACCUAAUUCUAGCUUAAUUUACUGCCAGUGUUAUUUGCACUUUUCAUCUUAAAUCACAUGAGAAGCAUUGCUAUCACAAGAAUACAUUUAUAAAGAAACAUGCAAUAUUGUUGAAUGCUUAGUUUGUAGAACAGACUAUUGUCUGUGUCACUGUACCACUACUUAUAGGCUGCUCUUUACAUAUUUGAUUAUAAAGGCAUUUUAUUGAUUCAUUUGGACAUUUUUACAACAAGUUUUAAUAAAAACGUUUUUAAAUGAA